CUCAUUUCCUGCAUGUGAUGGGGAAGAGGAAUCUUAGAAACCGAGCCCCGGUCUGUAGUAGCUCAAUUAACCAUGGGCGAUGGCGACUCUCCCAUGUGCCUCUCUGUCAUCUCAUUCCAGGGAAUGAGGACCUGGCUGGACAAACUGUUACUCUGGGCUCUUAUUCCUUCCAUCACACUUCAAAACGCUGCAGUGGAUGGUAGGAGAGUGGAAAUCAACGAAUUACCUUCUCCAAAUCUGAACUCAAGUAUGAAUGUGGUCAGGAUGGGCCAAAAUGUAUCUCUGUCUUGUUCCACCAAGAACACAUCAGUAGACAUCACCUAUUCGCUCUUUUUGGGUUCGAAAUACCUAGAAAGUAAGACAAGAAGAGGCGGAACUGUGGAUUUCUACCUGAGGAUCUCCAAUACCAACAAGACAGGCCCCUACAAAUGCAAAACCAACGUUUCCAACUCGUUGAAAUACAGUCAGAAUUUCAACUUCACAAUCGCCAAAGAUGAGAGCUGUCCUUCCUGUCGGCUGUCACUGUUGAUCUCUGGGGUGUUACUGGGGCUACUGGUAAUAUUCCUAGUUCUGGCGUUUUUGAUUCAUCUAAAAUACAAAAAAGGAAAGACUCUGAGAGAGAAUGAGUCUAAGGGUUCUGGAGAUGGGCCCAGGCGAGGUGAGCUGUAUGAAAACAUCUGCGAAACUCCAACAGGGGCAGAACAACCCCAGGAGAUACACUAUGCCACUCCAGUCUUCAAGGAGGCAGCACCCACGGAACAAGAAGGCGGUGUGGAUAGAAAAGCUGACUACGUUUAUUCUGAACUCACCUAUUAAAGUGCGAAGAAACUGACAGUAUCCCAAUGUAAAAGACUUUCUAGUAAGCUGAUGUGUGUGGAGAAAUAGGAAAUUUACCUGGCACUUCAAAGUUUCAUCCUAGGCUGGGGCAGGAAGAUCCUGAGUUUGAGACCAGCUGGGACCUCAUAGCAAGACUCUGUCUUAAAACACAAAAUCUAAAAAGAUUUAACCUGGUCACCUAAAGAGAAUGUAUUUUUCACAUCUGGA
Molecule: messenger RNA, 1044 nt
Organism: Grammomys surdaster
Lineage: Eukaryota; Metazoa; Chordata; Mammalia; Rodentia; Muridae
Gene: Milr1
Product: mast cell immunoglobulin like receptor 1
Exons: 7
Coding region: 73-816 (247 amino acids)
Source: RefSeq, a predicted model, not a curated record